Messenger RNA from Amphiprion ocellaris (clown anemonefish), 1512 nucleotides. RefSeq lists its product as uncharacterized. Bases 80 to 1090 code for a protein of 336 amino acids. The transcript is spliced from 4 exons. NCBI's taxonomy places the organism in Eukaryota, Metazoa, Chordata, Actinopteri, Pomacentridae. The record is from RefSeq and is a predicted model, not a curated record.
AAGGAGUCUUUCUCUGGAUGGAAACAGACUCCAGCUGCUGCUCACACUGAGAUCUUUGUCAGACAGUUUCCUGCUGAAGAUGGAGAAGCUACUGGUUCUGUGUGUCGCUCUGAGCGCCGCCUCAGUUUCCGCACAAACGACUGUUGUUUCCGUAACCACCACACCGUCGGCAACCAGUAGGUCAGAUGUUUCACUACAACCUGUAUCCACGACAACCAUCAUCACAGCCACCAGGAGUGAAACCAGCAGCUCUACCUUUGACCAGUCAGCUUCCUCUCAACCUCCCAGUAACACCGGCAACCCAUUAGCUGCUCCCAGUAACACCACAGCCACUCCCAGUAACACCAGUACCAUUACAGCCACUACCAGUACCAUCAAACCUACUCCCAGUAACACCAAUACCCCUACAGCUGCUUCCAGUACCAUCACAGUUACUACCAGUAACACCAGCACCAUCAAAGCUACUCCCAGUAACGCCAGUAUCAUCACAACUACUCCCAGUAACACCAGUACCCCUUCAGCUGCUUCCAGUACCAUCACAGUUACUACCAGUAACACCAGUACCAUCACAGUUACUACCAGUAACGCCAGUAUCAUCUCAACUACUCCCAGUAACACCAGUACCCCUUCAGCUGCUUCCAAUACCAUCACAGUUACUCCCAGUAACACCAGUAUGCCUUCAGCUGCUUCCAGUAACACCAGUACCACCGGAGCAACACCGUCUCCACCACACUCUGGGAUCCCCGUCAACAACAACACCACCAUCAACAGCAUGACGACCUCCUCCGCUGCCACGGCAACAAGCAGCGUUGCCGCCGUGUCGCCUAGCAACGGUGGGGGUGUUCCUGGGUGGGGCAUCGCUCUGCUGGUUCUGGCUGCUGUGUUGCUGCUGCUGGUGCUGCUGAUGCUCAUCGCUCUGCUGCUUUGGUACUGCUGUAGGGGGCGCUACAGCCCCUACGACUACAACACCCACAGAGACGACGUCCCUCUCUACACCACCCACAGUCGCUUUGAGUCCAACGGCAGGCCAUACGAACAAAUGGACAAACCAUCGAAGAACCGAACAGGAACGUACACCGUCAACAAAUAACCAGAGAGGAGCAGCUCGUCAGAGGCUUUUUCUGUUUUAACUUUAAAUUCUGAGUCAGAAUUUUGUUGAUGAACAUUUGACAUUAUUACUGUUUAUACCAUGAACUUUUAUUUAUUGUCUGUAAAGAACUGACGAGCUUUGGGUUUUCAAAAAAACCUGAAUCCAGUUUAUUAUCAGCUUAUUAUACUUAAUCAUUAUUAUAACUGAAAACACAAUUAAAACAUAAUUAUUGUGAUUGCUAUAUUUUUAGUAAAUCUUAUAAAAUACAUCGGGAAUCAUAAUAUAUAUUUUGCUGUGAUCACCUUUGUAUUAUUUUCAUUUAUUUGUUAUUUUAUUGUCACUAGUUUUUUUUUUUUUAAAUCCUGUAAUUAUAAGUAACUACUACAAUUUUCAGAUAUAUAAAUUAAAAAAAUCCACAUUGA